AUGGUAACGAGAUGGGGAGCUAUUAAUAUCAAUGGGGGCUACUCUGGGAAGAAGGUAGAGCUGGCAGAGGCUGCAAGUAAGAUGGGGUUGGACGUUUUAGCUGUUAGUGACAUUCAGGUAAGGGGUGAGAAAGAGGAAGUGGGAGAAAACAAGGUCUACCUGUCAGGAGUCAAAGCAGGAAUAGCACAUUGGGGUGUAGGGCUUUACAUCAACAAAGAAAUGGAACCCAGUGUAGUUGCAAUAAGGUUCCAGAAAGUGGUUGUGUUUUACAUCAAUGGAAGGAGGUAUGAAGUGGAUAACACAGUUCCUGUGGACACUUCACUGAACGCUUACAUAAGAAAUUAUGUCAACCUCAAAGGAACUAAGUCAAUGUGCCAUGAAGGAGGCUGUGGCUCAUGUAUUGUUAUGAUGACAAGAACACAUCCUGUCAGCCAGAAAGUGGAAUCAUUUGCAGUCAAUUCUUGUUUGAUGCCAGUAUUUUCAUGCCACAACUGUAAGAUAACAACAAUUGAAGGAAUUGGUAAUAGAAGAAUUGGGUAUAAUGCAGUUCAGAAGACACUUGCUGCUUUCAAUGGCACACAAUGUGGGUACUGUUCUCCUGGAAUGGUUAUGAACAUGUACAGUCUGUUACAGAGAAGAAAGAACAUUACUAUGGAAGAUGUUGAAAACUCUUUUGGUGGAAAUAUCUGCCGAUGCACUGGAUAUCGCCCAAUACUUGAUGCAUUUAAGUCUCUUUCAUCUGAUGCUCCACCAGACCUCAAAUGCAAAUUUCCAGACAUUGAGGUAUAGUAACACAUUUCUAAAGCUGAGAUGAUACUAAAAUCUAUUUUAGGUUUGUGUUAUAACUAUUACUUUUCUUAAGGACAGUAUUAUUGCUCCCAGAUAUCAGCUUAAUGUAAUUUUUGUGGGUAUUAUUAGACGUUAAAGAAGUAUCAAUCUCAUACACUAAAUAAUGUCUUAAGAAAGAUUUACUGUCUUGGUAUAAGAGACUUUUCAAAUGAGUGGAUUUUAUGUGGUAAAAUAAGUUCUCCAACUCUCAUAAUGUAUACUUUGCUCUCGUACAUUCAGUAGCAUUAUUGAUGAGACCUCUUUACAUUAAAUCUUGUGAUUUAACUCUAUUAUGGGACAAUAAAAAUUCU
Schistocerca cancellata (South American locust) is the source of this 1139-nucleotide messenger RNA. RefSeq names its product xanthine dehydrogenase/oxidase-like. The coding region runs from base 1 to 789 and encodes 262 amino acids. Gene Ontology annotation, molecular function: iron ion binding; 2 iron, 2 sulfur cluster binding; oxidoreductase activity. The record is from RefSeq and is a predicted model, not a curated record. NCBI's taxonomy places the organism in Eukaryota, Metazoa, Arthropoda, Insecta, Orthoptera, Acrididae. The transcript is spliced from 5 exons.